Messenger RNA from Pelobates fuscus (common spadefoot toad), 2508 nucleotides. It is a transcript of the gene HTRA3, whose product is annotated as HtrA serine peptidase 3. The transcript is spliced from 9 exons. Gene Ontology annotation, molecular function: protein binding; serine-type endopeptidase activity. Gene Ontology annotation, biological process: proteolysis. The coding region runs from base 433 to 1818 and encodes 461 amino acids. NCBI's taxonomy places the organism in Eukaryota, Metazoa, Chordata, Amphibia, Anura, Pelobatidae. Gene Ontology annotation, cellular component: extracellular region. The record is from RefSeq and is a predicted model, not a curated record.
CACUCUGGAAUGCCACUGACUUUCUGUCUCAAAAGCACUUAGCAGAAGAGAGGGUGUGAUGGGAAAAAAAACCCUCCUAGCAUAGGCUGAACCUGGUGACAAUCCAAGCACAACUAACCAGCCCAUAGAGUGUUCUCAGCUCACAUAUCCACACAGAACUGUUAAAUACUAACAAGGAAACUCAGGCAUCACUUUGUUUUUCACUCGUAUGGUGUAGCAGUCAACGAGGCACCACACUCCAUACGGACCCAAGUCUCUGAUUGCUGUAGGCAGAAGGGCACUGUAGAUAAACCCUGUCAUGUUUAAUUAUCUGAACAUAAGAUUGGAUGGUUAAUGUGAAGGCAUAUCUUCAUUAAACGACCUUUAGAACUAUAACUAUCUCCCACUGUUAAAAGGUUCUUCUCUCUCCUGCUUAGAAGAUAAUCCACCACCAUGAAGUUAUGCGUCUGCCCCUCACUUCUUCUACUGCUCCUCUUAGUUCUUUGCCCGGCAUUGUCUGCAUGUCCGUCUCGCUGCGAUGUUUCAAGAUGUCCAAGCCCAAUUUGCCCUAGCGGGUAUGUUCCAGAUCGCUGCAACUGCUGUUUGAUCUGCGCUGCAGGAGAAGGUGACUUGUGUGGACGUGACAUAGACCCACCAUGUGGGGACAGUUUGCAGUGUAAACCACCACCCGGAAAGAGAGGCAUCAAGGGAACAUGCCAGUGUAAGCACAACUACAAAGUGUGUGCCAAUGAUGGGCAGACAUAUGACAACUUGUGCCAAAUGAAGGUGGCAAGUCGCCGGGCACUGCAACAAGGACAUUCCCCCGUAGUACAGGUGCAGAAAGGAGCCUGUGAAUCGGGUCAUCAACAUCCCAACAGUCCAAGAUACAAAUUUAACUUCAUUGCUGAUGUGGUUGAGAAGAUCGCGCCUGCAGUUGUCCACAUUGAACUUUUCUUAAGGCAUCCUUUAUUUGGCCGUAAUAUUCCUUUAUCAAGCGGAUCGGGAUUUAUUAUAUCCGAUAUGGGUUUAAUUGUGACCAAUGCCCAUGUGGUAAUGACAAGUAGCAACGCUGUUUCUGGUCGCCAAUUUCUCAAAGUGCAGCUCCACAAUGGAGAUCCAUACGAGGCUACCAUUAAAGACAUUGAUAAAAAGUCUGACAUUGCGACAAUCAAGAUAUUUCCCAGAAAAAAGUUGCCAGUCCUCCUCUUAGGGCACUCGGCUGAUCUGAGACCCGGAGAGUUUGUUGUAGCCAUUGGCAGCCCGUUUGCGUUACAGAACACUGUCACAACUGGCAUCGUCAGUACUGCCCAGAGAGAUGGGAAGGAGCUUGGCUUGAGAGACUCUGACAUGGGUUAUGUUCAAACAGAUGCCAUCAUUAACUAUGGAAACUCUGGAGGUCCUUUGGUUAAUUUGGAUGGGGAAGUAAUUGGAAUAAAUACACUUAAAGUUGCAGCUGGUAUUUCUUUUGCAAUUCCUUCUGAUCGCAUCACACAAUUCAUGACAGACUCACAUGACAAGAAGAUUAAAGAUGGAAAGAAGCGUUUCCUUGGGAUAAAGAUGCUGACAAUUACUCCAACACUUGUAGAAGAGCUCAAGUUAAACAAUCCUGAUUUUCCAGAUGUUAACAGCGGAAUAUAUGUACAUGAAGUACUUCCCAACUCACCAUCCCUAAGAGGUGGACUUAAACACGGGGAUAUCAUUGUCAAAGUGAAUGGACGCCCGCUGCUGACUUCAAAUGAUUUGCAUGAGGCUGUUCUCAAUGAAUCUCCUUUAUUACUUGAAGUGCGACGAGGAAAUGAUGAUAUGCUUUUUAAUAUAGAACCUGAUGUUUCAAUGUAGUUUGAGAAAUCUGCAUUCCCAAGUUGGAUAAAUUGUCCUAAACUACAAAAAUCUGAUUGAUGGAAUUAAAAUUUACAAAACUGGUGGACUUAGCAAACUCAGAACAAUGCAGGAAACUAGAAUGUGUUAUCUUUCUAAUUCACACUUCCUUUAUUUAGGGUUUGUUUCUUGCAUUAUAUGUAUAUUUUAAACAAUUGGAACUAACUAAGUUUAACUUAGACAUGGAUACAUUGUAUUCAUCAGUAUGAAAUCAUUUUCAAACGAUUUUUUGUUGAGCUUUUUUUUGUAUUUUUUUUUAUUCUCUGGGCUGAAUUAAGCCAUCAAGACUGUUUAUGGCCCCAAUUCUUGUUUAAAAUGUGAUUUUAAAAAAACCAAAACAUUUUAUUACAUCAUUCAUUUAAUAGGAUCUAUAAUUCAACCAAGAUCCUGGAAGAUACGUCUCUAUGAAUUACUCUUUUCUAGGGGAUUACAUUGAUUGCUUGAAUCAUGUCAGCAUUUUAUAUUAUAUGAAGAACUUAGAGGCCAGUCUAAAUGCUGAGAAUUUUUUUAACAUCAUAAAUGUAAAAAAGACAACUAAGGAACACUGUUAUGAAAUCUGCUGCAAGUGUGUUUUCUUAGGCCAGUAGAAUAUGUAUAUAAAUGUUUUAACUUGUAUGUGAAAUAAAAUAUAAGCACUUAUACAAAAAUAAA